Molecule: messenger RNA, 2175 nt
Organism: Exophiala spinifera
Lineage: Eukaryota; Fungi; Ascomycota; Eurotiomycetes; Chaetothyriales; Herpotrichiellaceae
Exons: 3
Coding region: 1-2175 (724 amino acids)
Biological process (GO): DNA-templated transcription; regulation of DNA-templated transcription
Cellular component (GO): nucleus
Molecular function (GO): zinc ion binding; DNA-binding transcription factor activity, RNA polymerase II-specific; DNA binding
Source: RefSeq, a predicted model, not a curated record
AUGGCAGCAGGAUGCAAGGCAUUCGCAGCAUCUUAUCGUGCUCCUCUUGUCGUCAGAGAAAGUAAGUCUGUCCUCGAGGCUGAUAGCAUUCUGUUCUUAUCUCAGCGCCCUGUCAGACUAAAGUGUGAUCGGAGCCAGCCAUGCGGCAACUGUGUCACAAGGAAUGUCCCUUGCGUGUAUCCUUCCCGGCCUCGAGAUCAGAGUAGCUCCGUUAGGGAAGGCGGCAGAAGCAAUCUGGAUGCGCGGCUACUACGCCUAGAGCAGCUCGUUGGCAACAUCGCGGCACAGCGACAGGCUCUAGAAACGAGGUCGACGAAAGACGAAUCAAAUACCGAUGGCAGUUCUACGAGCCCUGCGGUACAGGAACCACUGAAGGUCGAGCCCGCGCUUAUGCCUGGACGGAUGAUGGGCAAUAACAGUCAAACAGUCUACGUCUCGGCUGUUCACUGGGCAACCAUCUGCGAUGAGAUUGUGAAAGUCCGCGAGUCAAUUGAACAUGACCCUUCAACGGUACAUCUUGGCCCAUCCAAACCAGGCCGAGGGGAUGGCCCAUUACUGCUACAAGAUACCGGGCUGCCAUGUGAGGUCGAGGACAUAUUGUCUGACAUUCCACCUCGAGACAUCUGUGACCGAUUGGUGUCGCGUUGUUUCGCUUCCGCAGAACAUUGGAUUGGUAAUUGUGUCCCGACCUAUUAUACUCGGUUCUGGCUUGACCCUUCAGAAACUCCUUUGACUUGGAUAGGAAUGCUUUUUGGGAUUCUAUCUGCUGGAACCUUUCUUUAUGCGAGGUCCGAAGAUGAACUGCCUCCGGGAUUAGGACAUGCAGUAGCCGCAAUGCAGGCUUUUCACCGACGUUCGACGGACUGCCUCAUAAUGUCAGACUACUCCACCACACCGGGCAACUUUACCAUGGAGGCACUCCUCUUCAAUAUCCAGGGAGAGUAUGUGCUGCGCCCAAAGGUUCAGGUUGGGGUAUGGAUCCUGUCAAGCAUUGCUACUCGUCUGGCCAUGAGAAUGGGAUACCACAGAGAUCCUGAACGGUAUCCGCAAAUCUCCCCUUUCCACGGUGAGAUGCGACGCCGGGUGUGGGCAACCAUUUCGCAGCUUGAUACGCUCACUUCCUAUCAGCUGGGUUUGCCUUCAAUAAUACAGGAGUCGCAGUGCGACACGAAGCUACCGGGCAACUACGUCGAUGAAGACCUGGAUCCCGACGCCGCUUCACUUCCACGGCCGCGGUCGGAGAGAGAGCUGACGCCAGUGCUGUACACCAUAGCGAAAGGGCGUCUCCUUUCUGUGUUCAGAUCGUUUUUCAAUCGCGUUUCCACCGUUGGACUGACAACAUAUCAAGAUGUCAUGGCUCUCGAUCAGAGCUUGAAUGCCGCGCACGACCUCGUCCCUCCGCGCUUACGCCUUGCCAAACUCGAGGACUCGAUCACCGUAUCUUCGAAUAUCCUAAUUCGGCGGUACAAUCUCGAACUCGUGUAUCAACGGGCACGCUGUAUCUUGCACCGUCGUCACAUGACAGAAUCCUAUCAACAUUGUGAGUACGAGUACUCGAGGUCCUCUUGCGUCGACGCUGCCAUGAAUCUGCUCAGGCACCAGUCUCAAAUUUACAAGGAGGUUCAGGUGGGCGGUCGCCUGUACAAGGAGAAAUGGUUCCUAUCGUCCCUCGAGAACAACGACUUCCUGCUCGCCGCAAUGAUUGUCUGUCUCGAGCUUAUUUCUCAUCGUCAGCACUCUCCGGCCGAUGUGCAAAUGGUGAGUGGGAGUGCUGGAACAAUGAAUUAUACCCGUGACGAGAUGGCUGGUGCUCUGCAGAAGUCACGAAAUUUCUGGGAAGAGUUCGGAACGAGUUCUGCUGAAGCUCAGCAAGCUUCGACUGUGCUCGCAGUCAUGUUGGACAAGGUGUCAUCGAGCUCGGACAUGCAGCGCGUACAUGUUCCUGCAGCGCCACCAGAGUUGACCUCGGCAGGUACGGAUCUGAAUGAGAUCGGACAGAUGCUUAACAGCCCAAGUUUUGUCGAUUGGGUACGUACUUUGUCUGACCACGUUCGCGUUCGUUCCACCUCACUCAAUGAUGAACCAGAGUUAACCAUUUUCUAUGAGUGCAUACAGGACCUUUGGGACGCACACAUGCAGAACCCUGGGCCAAUAAUGGAGUUCCAAGAGAGAUGA